AUGAACAAAGAGUUUAACAGCAUUGUGAAGGUUUGGGAAGCAGCAGUUAGGAAAUCAGCUGGACCUAAGAAAAGGGCUAAUAGAAUCUUCACAACACCAAUGUCUGUUGCCCAUGUUGAUGAUGAUGUUUACCAGGUUGAGAAGAUUCUCAGCAAUGGUGAUUUCUACACGGGUCAAUGGCUAAACAGUUUUCCAAAUGGACAAGGUAAGUAUCUAUGGACAGAUGGUUGUAUGUAUGUAGGUGAAUGGCAAAAAGGUAAUAUCACAGGUAAAGGUAGGUUUAGUUGGCCCAGUGGUGCUACCUAUGAAGGUGAUUUCAAAAAUGGUUUUAUGGAUGGUAAAGGUACUUAUAUAGGUUCUAAUGGUGAUACUUAUAAAGGUUUUUGGGUUAUGGAUAUGAGAAAUGGACAAGGGACACAAAGUUAUUGUAAUGGUGAUUUCUAUGAUGGUGAAUGGAAGAAAGGUUUGCAAAAUGGACAUGGUAGGUAUCAAUGGAAGAAUGGGAAUAAUUACAUUGGUCAAUGGAUGAAUGGUUUGUGUAAUGGAAAUGGUUCUUUGAUGUGGCAAAAUGGGAAUAGAUAUGAUGGUUGUUGGGAGGAUGGUUUUCCGAAAGGAAAAGGGACGUUUCGAUGGAGUGAUGGUAGUUCUUACGCUGGUGUUUGGAGUAAAGAUCCGAACGAACAAAGUGGUACUUAUAAUCCUUCUGAUGAUGAUGAUCCUUCCGAUGAUAUUCCGUCCGAUUGGGAUCCGAUGGACCUUUAUUCGGUUGAUUUGAAUGAUUGUCGUGUUUGUGGUUUAGAGAAAGUUUCGAUUUUUCCUUCGCAAAAGAAUUUGAACAUGUUUGGUUUAGGGGAAGAUAGUAGUAAUAAAAAGUUGUUAUCCAAGAAAGGUUUUGAUGCUAAUGGAAAGCCUAAACGGAAUUUAGGAGAUGAUAGGAUUAGUAAUUAUAGUUCUGAAGAUGGUUCAUAUAGUAGUUAUGAUGGAUCAAGGAGUCCUAUGAUUGAUCAUUCGAUUCCACGAGUUCCGAAUUUGAGAUUAAAGACUACGAAGAGACAAGGAGAGACGAUUUCCAAAGGUCAUAAGAACUAUGAGCUUAUGCUUAAUUUGCAGCUAGGUAUCAGACAUGCUGUUGGAAGACCUGCUCCAAGUACAUCUCUUGAUUUGAAGUCUUCUGCGUUUGAUCCAAAAGAAAAAGUAUGGACCAAGUUUCCACCGGAAGGAUCCAAGCACACACCGCCUCACCCGUCUUGCGAGUUUCGAUGGAAAGACUAUUGUCCCGUAGUGUUCAGAGCUCUAAGAAAAUUGUUCAAAGUAGAUCCAGCUGAUUACAUGAUAUCGUUAUGUGGGAAUGACGCACUUCGAGAGCUAUCAUCCCCCGGAAAAAGUGGAAGCUUUUUUUAUUUGACCAACGAUGAUCGAUACAUGAUAAAAACCAUGAAGAAAGCGGAAGUAAAAGUUUUUCUGCGAAUGCUUCCUGGUUACUACAAACACGUCCGAGCGUUCGAGAACACUCUAGUCACCAAGUUCUUCGGCCUACAUUGCGUUAAACUACCGGGAGCUUCACAGAAGAAGGUUCGUUUCGUCAUCAUGGGAAACCUAUUUUGUUCGCAAUACGCUAUCCAUCGGCGUUUUGACUUGAAAGGUUCAACGUUUGGUCGUACAACUGAUAAAUCCGAGGAUGAAAUAGAGCCUACAACGACGCUCAAGGACCUGGACCUAAAUUAUAUAUUCCGGUUGCGAAAGUCUUGGUUUCAAGAAUUUCACAGGCAAGUGGAUAGGGAUUGUGACUUUCUCGAACAAGAAAGAAUCAUGGACUACAGUAUGUUGGUAGGACUACAUUUUCGAGGAUUAUCGUGUAGUGAAGCCGGUACACCUUCUCGCAGUUCUGGCGCUCAUACUCCAACCGGUAACUUCGAUGAUGGAGCUCCUCGUCUGUCUGGCGUAGACAUAGAUCGUAUCGUAGUCGAUCCUAGCCGGUGGAUUCAGUUAGGUAUAAGCAUGCCAGCGCGAGCCGAAAUGACGACGCGGAAAAGUUGCGACACGCCUCAGUUGGUUGGAGAACCAACCGGAGACAUAUACGAAAUCAUAAUCUUUUUUGGUAUAAUAGACAUAUUACAAGACUAUGAUAUUAGUAAAAAGCUUGAGCAUGCCUACAAAUCAUUCCAAUAUGAUGCAACCACAAUCUCGGCCGUCGAUCCGAGAUUAUACUCGAGACGGUUUCGCGAGUUCAUCUUCAGAGUUUUUGUAGAAGACACUUCUUGA
Molecule: messenger RNA, 2262 nt
Organism: Lathyrus sativus (Indian pea)
Lineage: Eukaryota; Viridiplantae; Streptophyta; Magnoliopsida; Fabales; Fabaceae
Source: the annotation of a GenBank genome assembly